Candida albicans SC5314 is the source of this 1377-nucleotide messenger RNA. RefSeq names its product serine--tRNA ligase (gene SES1). The record is from RefSeq and is a predicted model, not a curated record. Gene Ontology annotation, biological process: seryl-tRNA aminoacylation. The transcript has a single exon. NCBI's taxonomy places the organism in Eukaryota, Fungi, Ascomycota, Pichiomycetes, Serinales, Debaryomycetaceae. Bases 1 to 1377 code for a protein of 458 amino acids. Gene Ontology annotation, cellular component: cytosol. Gene Ontology annotation, molecular function: ATP binding; tRNA binding; serine-tRNA ligase activity.
AUGCAUUUCUCGUUGAAAARGGGAGGUGACCCAGAAAUUAUUAAAGCAUCCCAAAAGAAAAGAGGUGACUCCGUCGAAUUAGUUGAUGAAAUCAUCGCCGAAUAUAAAGAAUGGGUUAAAUUAAGAUUCGAUUUAGAUGAACACAACAAGAAAUUGAAUUCAGUACAAAAAGAAAUUGGUAAAAGAUUCAAAGCUAAAGAAGAUGCUAAAGAUUUAAUUGCUGAAAAGGAAAAAUUGAGUAAUGAAAAAAAGGAAAUUAUUGAAAAAGAAGCUGAAGCAGAUAAGAAUUUACGUAGUAAAAUCAAUCAAGUUGGUAACAUCGUUCAUGAAUCAGUUGUUGAUUCUCAAGAUGAAGAAAACAAUGAAUUGGUUAGAACCUGGACUCCAGAAAAUUACAAAAAACCAGAACAAAUUGCUGCAGCUACUGGUGCACCAGCCAAAUUAUCUCAUCAUGAAGUAUUGUUAAGAUUAGAUGGUUACGAUCCAGAAAGAGGGGUUAGAAUUGUUGGUCAUCGUGGUUAUUUCUUAAGAAACUAUGGGGUAUUUUUGAACCAAGCUUUAAUCAACUACGGUUUACUGUUUUUGAGUAGCAAAGGAUACGUUCCAUUGCAAGCACCAGUUAUGAUGAAUAAAGAAGUCAUGGCUAAAACCGCACAAUUGUCUCAAUUUGACGAAGAAUUGUAUAAAGUCAUUGAUGGUGAAGAUGAAAAAUAUUUAAUUGCCACUUCAGAACAACCAAUUAGUGCUUACCAUGCCGGUGAAUGGUUUGAAUCACCAGCAGAACAAUUGCCAGUUCGUUAUGCUGGUUAUUCAUCAUGUUUCAGAAGAGAAGCUGGAUCACACGGUAAAGAUGCUUGGGGUAUUUUCCGUGUCCAUGCUUUUGAAAAGAUUGAACAAUUUGUUUUGACUGAACCAGAAAAAUCAUGGGAAGAAUUUGAUAGAAUGAUUGGAUGUUCAGAAGAAUUUUAUCAAUCAUUAGGAUUGCCAUACAGAGUUGUUGGUAUUGUUUCAGGUGAAUUGAACAAUGCUGCUGCUAAGAAAUACGAUUUGGAAGCUUGGUUCCCAUUCCAACAAGAAUACAAAGAAUUGGUUUCAUGUUCAAACUGUACUGAUUAUCAAUCAAGAAAUUUGGAAAUCAGAUGUGGUAUAAAACAACAAAACCAACAAGAAAAGAAAUACGUCCAUUGUUUGAACUCAACUUUAAGUGCUACUGAAAGAACUAUCUGUUGUAUUUUAGAAAACUACCAAAAGGAAGAUGGGUUGGUUAUUCCUGAAGUAUUGAGAAAAUACAUUCCUGGUGAACCAGAAUUUAUUCCAUACAUUAAGGAAUUGCCAAAAAACACCACUUCUGUUAAAAAAGCUAAAGGUAAGAAUUAG